Quercus robur (English oak) is the source of this 1137-nucleotide messenger RNA. RefSeq lists its product as uncharacterized. The record is from RefSeq and is a predicted model, not a curated record. NCBI's taxonomy places the organism in Eukaryota, Viridiplantae, Streptophyta, Magnoliopsida, Fagales, Fagaceae. The transcript has a single exon. The coding region runs from base 1 to 1137 and encodes 378 amino acids.
AUGAAAGGAAAAAGGAAGAGAGACGAAGGAACAAGCAGCAAUCACGAUAAGAAGAAAAAGACACAAAGUGUUGGGCAGACCACAGGGAAAAAGAAGGAACUUCUAGAUAAGAAGUCAAAGUUCACCAACUUUACUCCUCUAGUAAUGCCAAUUGAGCAGGUCCUGAUGCAGAUAAGGGAUGAUCCCUCCUUGCAAUGGCUGAAGCCAAUCAGCACUCCAACAGAAAGAAAAGACAAGAGCAAGUACUAUGGGUUUUGCCAGGACCACGGGCAUCGCACUAACAAGUGUAGGCAUUUGAAAGACCAGGUGGAGACUUUAAUCUGGCAAGGAAAGUUACAGAAGUAUGUCAGGAAAAUGGAGCCUGACAGAUACCAACGAAAGGACGAUAAAGACAGAAAUCAGGAAGUAGGAGAUAGCAAACCUCCUACAGGAGAAAUAAAGACGAUCUCGAGAGGACUAACAGCAAGUGGAACAUUAAAGUCCCUGAAAAAAGCCCAUGGGAGAGAAAUAAACAAUAUCCAUUCGUGGGUCCCUCCAAUGAAGAUGCCAAAGAAUGACGAACUUGAUAUUGUUUUCUCGGAAAGAGAAGGUUACGGCAUCAAGCAACCCCAUGACGAUCCAUUGGUAAGCAUGCUCAGAGUAAAAGAAUUCAACAUCCAUCGGGUGCUCAUUAACAACCGAAGCUCAGCAGAUAUCAUUUACUUACCUACGUUUCAGCAAAUGAAACUGGAUAAGAAAAGAAUCAAACCUUUCACCUCGCCUCUGGUUAGCUUCACGGGGGAUAGAAUCGUUCCUAGGGACAUCGUCACUCUAACCAUAAUUAUAGGCACUUACCCAGCACAAGUCACCAAGGAAAUUGAUUUCCUUAUAGUUGAUUGCCUUUCAACAUACAACAUCAUCUUGGGAAGACCUGCACUCCACAGGUUAAAAGCAGCGACAUCAACAUAUUACUUGAAGGUGAAGUUUCCAACAACCCAUGGAGUAGGAGAAAUCAAAGGAGACCAAGUUCUGGCAAAGGAGUGCUACCAAGCUACCUUAGCAUCUGGGGAGAACCACACAUGGGUGAUCAAUGAACUAGAGCCCAUCCCCAAACCGUCAAAACACCACAGGAAGUUGAGAUCGUCCCAAGAGAUUUGA